AUGGCCCCCCGGAGCCGCGGGCGGAUGGAGCCAAGCUACGUCGUGGGUAUCUGCUGCCUGGUGCUGCUGGAGCCGGUCCGGGUGUGGAGCGGCGAGCCCAUCACCGGGGGACCCGGGGAGAACGGGAACGGCAGCCAGGCACCGGCGGCGGCGGAGACCGCGGCCCCCACACCCACCGGGGCAGCCCCGGCGGGGGGGGACCGCUGCCGCGGGUACUACGACGUGAUGGGGCAGUGGGACCCGCCGUUCAACUGCAACGCCGGCAUUUACCAAUACUGCUGCGGGACCUGCGGGUACCGGUUCUGCUGCCAGUUCAAGCCCAGGCGGCUGGACCAGAGCGGCUGCACAAACUACGAUACCCCCAACUGGGUCAACACGGGACAGCCACCCACCCGGGUGGAUGAAACCCCCGAGAACCCCACUCGCGACAAGACCAACAUGAUCGUCUACAUCAUCUGCGGUGUGGUGGCCAUCAUGGUGCUGGUGGGCAUCUUUACCAAGCUGGGCCUGGAGAAGGCACAGGGUCCACAGACAGAGAUGACCGUCUCCAGGACGCUGACAGACCUGCUGAAGCAGCCGGGCCACAGCCCCUCCGAGCACAUGGAUGGCCUCAUGGGGGGUUUGCAGGUCCCUCUGGGUGACGGGCUUGGCCGGGGCCCCCCCAGGAACAGCACAGACAAACCACCCUUGAACAACGCGGUGACCAUCGCCCCCGGGCUGGGGCGGCCCCACAGCCACAGCAAGCGCCCGCCAGUGGCCACCAGCCUGACCCUGCCGGCCCCCUACGCCACCUACGCCACCCUCAAGGCUGGAGAGAACACCCCCGAUGACUUCUACCGGCGGUUCGGGGGUCCAGAUGUGUCCCCCGCCAGCACCCUGCCUUUCCCAGCCACCGAGACCUCGGCACUAGCAGAGGGCUGCUCCCUGCCCAAGGCCAAGGGCCCCAAGCUGCCAGGGGGCCCACUCUUCCCAGGGGGCUGGGAGGGAGGUGGCCCCCGUGGCCCCCGGAGGCCCGGUCUGCGCCCUGAAGGGCUACCUGAGGCCUUCGGCACCACUCCCCCCCUGUACGGGCAGCCCUCCCGGCACCUGGCCACCAACAGCAAGACUGAGGUCACCGUCUGACUGCUGCCACCAUCGGGGACUGGGGGUGUCCCCUUGCCUGAGCACCUCUGACAGCCUCCCCUUGGGCCGGCCCACCAGAGCAUCGUAGGACCUGCACCAGCUGGCCAGGGGAUUGAAGCUCCAUCCUUCAUCUCCUGGAGAUGGGAGCUGCCAGCCAUGCUUCACCAUCAAAGAGGCACCACGGGGCCAGGCCCACUGAUCUGGGUAACAAGCUUCAGCUGUUCUCAGCCCACCCUGUGAAGAGGUUGAUCCAGGGGCACGUUGGUGAAGCAGUGUGCUCCUCAGGGGAGGCGAACUGAUGGCAGAUGGACCACAGCCCCCAGGGACUGGGGGACACAUCCUGCUGGGGCCAGGCACCUCCACCAUGAGCAGGUGGAGGAAGAGCAAUGGACUAAAAGCACUGUCCCAGCACUGCUGACAGAGCAGUGCCUCCCCUUCUUCACUACCCCAGCUU
Calypte anna (Anna's hummingbird) is the source of this 1576-nucleotide messenger RNA. It is a transcript of the gene SHISA8, whose product is annotated as shisa family member 8. Gene Ontology annotation, biological process: regulation of short-term neuronal synaptic plasticity; regulation of AMPA receptor activity. Gene Ontology annotation, cellular component: postsynaptic density; dendritic spine membrane; postsynaptic membrane. The record is from RefSeq and is a predicted model, not a curated record. Lineage: Eukaryota; Metazoa; Chordata; Aves; Apodiformes; Trochilidae.